Messenger RNA from Macadamia integrifolia, 5919 nucleotides. Its product is annotated as disease resistance protein RUN1-like. Gene Ontology annotation, molecular function: protein binding; ADP binding. The transcript has 8 exons. Gene Ontology annotation, biological process: defense response; signal transduction. Bases 336 to 4178 code for a protein of 1280 amino acids. The record is from RefSeq and is a predicted model, not a curated record. NCBI's taxonomy places the organism in Eukaryota, Viridiplantae, Streptophyta, Magnoliopsida, Proteales, Proteaceae.
ACAGAGGAAAUCACCAUUAUUCCACCAAAAUCGAUCAAACAAAUCUCAAAAUAGAAGAAAUUGCCACAAAAGUCUUCAUUUUUUAUUAUGGGUCUUGGUACGAAGAGGCAGAUUCCACUCCACCUCGAACUCAGCAAAUGAAUUUUCCCACCAACUACUGGAGCUCAGAGAGAGAGAGAGAGAGAGAGAGAGAGAGAGAGAUGUGUCAUUGUUCUCAUAUUUGAGGCGUUUUAUAAUCUUGAUUGUUUCGUGAGGAGGGCUGUAACUCUCUUACAAAACAGAGCAAAGUAGCAGAACAGAGCUCUUCAACGUUCUCUUUGCAACUGCAACUUCUAAUGGCGGCACAUGAUGUGUUUCUGAAUUUUAGAGGUGAAGAAACUCGCAAAAACUUCACUGGUUUCCUUCACAAAGCUCUGAAAAGAGAAGCAAUCGAUGUGUUUAUUGAUAGCGAAGACCUAUGGGGUGGAGAAGAGAUCAAACCGGCGCUCCUCCAAGCAAUCCGACGAUCCAAAAUCUCGAUUCUUGUCUUCUCUAAAGGCUAUGCGGAUAGCAAAUGGUGCCUUUUGGAACUGGUUGAGAUAAUUCGUUGCCAUAGAUCCAGAGGUCAAAAAGUUCUGCCCAUUUUCCUUCAAGAUGUUAAGCCAAGAGAUGUUCGCCAUCAGACCGGAAGUUUUAAAAAAUCGUUUCAGAAACACAAGAAAAAUUCUAAUGCCGACAAAAUACAGAGUUGGAAGGAUGCAUUGACUGAAGUAGGAGGAAAAACGGGAUUCGAGCUCCAGCAAGUAAAUGGAGAUCAAUCAAAGCUAGUGGAGUUAGUUGUUGAAUGGGCUUUGAGUGAAUUGAAUAGCAAUCGUUUGGGUGAUGUUAAAAACCCUAUUGGAUUAGAUGCUCAUGUGGAACAUCUAUUAUCUCUACUGAAUGUUGGCUCCAAUGGUGUUCGGUUUGUGGGAAUAUGUGGCAUAGGUGGGAUUGGCAAGACAACUAUUGCGAUUGCUAUUUAUAAUAACAUUGUUCAAAGAUUUAAAAUGACUUGCUUCCUUGCAAAUGUUAGAGAUGAAGCGUCAAGAUCAAAUGGUUUAGUUUCUCUCCAAGAGAAACUUAUUCAUAGUGUCUCCAAAAAGAAAGUUGAAAUACGUGAUGUUCAUAUGGGACAACGAUUGAUAAAAGAAAGACUUCAAGGGGAAAAAGUUCUUCUUGUUCUUGAUGAUGUGAAUUCUUAUUCCCAACUCAAAUUUUUGGCUUUUGAAUCCAAUUGGUUUGGUUCAGGAAGUAGAAUCAUUAUAACAAGUAGAGAUGAACAAAUUUUAAAAGUGGCUAAAGUUGAGAAAAUAUAUUGGCCUGAGCAAUUGGAUUAUGAGCAAUCUCUUCAACUCUUUAGUUUGCAUGCAUUUUCAAGGGACCAACCUCCUGAAGAUUAUAAGAAGCUAUCUCAGGAAGUGCUACAGUUGACAGGAGGAUUGCCAUUAACUCUUGAAGUGUUGGGUUCUUCUUUGUUUGGUACAAGGGAUAAAAAAAUAUGGCAAAGUAAGUUACGAAAACUGAAAAGACAUCCUGAUGAUGAGGUCUUCAAAAUAUUAAAGAUAAGUUAUGAUGAUCUAGAAGCUGAAGAGAAAUCUAUAUUUCUUGAUGCUGCAUGCUUUUUCAUUGGAUGGAAAAAAGAAACUGUAAUUUCUCUGUGGGAAGGUUGUGGCUUUGACCCGAUUUCCGCAAUAAACAAACUCACUCAAAGGUCUCUCCUAAAAUUUACCAAUUGGGGAUCCAUGAGCGAUUCUCACGAUGAGCUAAUGAUGCAUGAUCAAAUUCAAGCUAUGGGAUGCGGCAUUGUUUUUGAAGAGAGCCCUAUGGAACCUAGUAUGCGCAGUAGGUUAUGGUCUUGUGAUGAAAUCUUGAAAGUAUUAAAAGAACACAAGAGAACUCAAAUGCUUGAAGGCAUCCUCCCAAUCUCACAUUCAGCAGUUUCACAUCCCUUCUUUUUUUCAAGUUUAUGCCUACUUAAGGAAGACUUUGCAAUGAUGUCCAAGCUAAGAUUCCUCAACAUUGAUGGAGCUACCUCAGGAGUCUUUCCGCAUCUUCCCUCUAGUUUAACAUUGUUUAGUUGGAGGAGAUGCCCUCUAGAAGUUCUACCAGACAAUUUUUAUCACAAUAAGCUAGUUCAGAUGGACUUGUCAGGUAGCCAGAUUAGAAAAGCUUGGACAACCAAGCCUCAGAAUGAAAGUCAGCGGUUCCAAAAGUUAAAAGUUCUCCAUCUCGAGUAUUGUUAUCAUCUGUCCGAAGCUCCUGAUUUUUCAUGGUUUCCAUACUUAGAGACCCUGAAACUUAGAUGCUGCAAAAACAUAGUUAGGUUACAUGAAUCCAUUGGUGAUCUAAAAUAUUUGGUUGAGCUUUCAUUGGAUGGGACAAAAAUUGAAGAACUCCCAAACAGUAUUUGCAGGCUGAGUUCUCUCGAAAGGCUUAGCCUCUAUUGGUGUAAGUCACUAAACAGGUUGCCUGAGUCAUUUGGUGAUCUAAAUUCUUUGGUUGAGCUGUCAUUGGAUGGGACAAAAAUUGAAGAACUCCCCGACAGUAUUUGUAGGUUGAGUUUUCUCGAAAGGCUUAGUCUCGGGGGGUGUGAGUCACUGAAGAGGUUGCCUGAGUCCAUUGGUGAUCUAAAGUCUCUCAUUGAAAUUACGUUGUAUGGGACAAAAAUUGAAGAACUCCCAAACAGUAUUUGUAGGUUGAGUUCUCUCAAAAGGCUUAGUCUCGGGGGGUGUGAGUCACUAAAGAGGCUGCCUGGGUCCAUUGGUGAUCUGAAGUCUCUUGUUGAGAUUUCGUUGUAUGGGACACAAAUAUUUGAACUCCCAAGACUUACUUGGCACUCGUGGUUUGGGACACCAAUUAAAGUAAUCCUAAACCUUAUUUGGAGGAGUGAGUCAAACAAGUUGCUUAAGCCCCUUGAGCCCCUUGAGCCCCUUGAGCCCCUUGAGCCCCUUGAGCCCAAAUGUUUAGCUCUCCAAUCCAGCAUUAGUGGUCUUCCACAGCUUCAAACACUAGUAUUGCAAGGAUGCACGGGGCUUCAGUCACUCCCAGAGCUUCCCUCGACCUUAACUUCCUUGGAUGUUGAGGAUUGUAUUUCAUUAUUGAAACUUCCACAUUUGUCCAGCCUAAAGAAUUUGAGGAUGUUAAAACUUAGUAAUUGCAAUAAGUUGAAGGAUAUUCAAGGCCUUGAGGGAGCAGAAUCCUUGGAAGAGUUCUCCAUAUCUAGCUGCAACACCAUUACAGAUACUCCAAGGAAAAUACAUGGCCAGGGAAAACUUACAGUUGAUAGGUCAUGGAGAAGUGUUUCCUUGAAAGUUAAUGAUGGGAUUAAGGAGUUAAUUUUGUGCCUUGUUUUUGCAUUUGAAAAAAAGGUUGAAGAAGUGAAUGUGCAAGAGGGUGAGCUAGUUAACCUUCAGCUACAUCUUGAAGCUAAAAUCCAUCGAAAACAUGGAUGGACUACUUGUGAUAUUGAUCUGGAAAUUAAGGGCAUUGAAUAUACUACUGAGCGAGAUAUAAUCUACGUUCACCAUUUCAAACAGUUAGACUGGUUUGGGCUUCCACUGGAAACAGAAGGUGCUAUUGAGAUAACGCAUGCAAUGACACUCUGGAUAAGAGAGCCCUACGGACAUAGGGAUUGGAUCAAUUGUGAAGUGAAAUUCUGGAAGCUUUUAUUGUUGGAAAGCAAGGAAUCUGAGCAGCAAAUGCCUAACCAAGAAUCUAGUGCCAAGAUGGUAUCAGAUUUCUUCAGUUGGUCUUGUGAAGAUGCUGGAAGACGCCCUUGGCCUUUUAAACAUGAAUUACUCAAGUGGGCAUUCAACUUCUUCAAUCCUCUGUUCUCUUAUUUCUACUUUCCAAGGAUCAUCUACCCUCCCUCUGAUGCCGAAGAGGUGUGGAUGAUUUCAUCCCUCUCUUCAUCUGAGGAUGAUGAAUCUUCAUAUCAUGAUUGUGAAUCUUCAUAUGAUGACGGUGAAGGAUCUCGGUUUGCCUGUAAAGAAGUGGAGAUAAGUAAUAAAAUAACAGAUCAGUUCAGCUAUUCAAACAUUGGGGCUGAAGAAUCUGGCCCAGUCUCUGAACAAGAGGAGAGGAUGAGUAAUGAAAUGAUAGAUUUCCACUAUGUUCCUGAAUUGAGAUAUUCCCAUUCUUCAACAGAUGAGGGAUGUUGAGGGCUAGUAAGAGAACACAUUAUGGUGACAUGGAUGAGGCAGACCCAUCUGGAGCUUAGGCUUGUUAGAAAUGCAAAUACCAAUCAGGUUUGUAGACCGAUCCCAUAACUGAUUUUAAGAUUUUAAACUUUGCUAUAACUACACCUUAAUAGGAAAAUUGCCAAUUUCACAACAGGGUCUCAAUAACUCCUUGAUAUUUUGAUGGUCUGCCCCCACCCCACCCCUCCCUUCCUUUUUUUCCUUCUUUUAAUGAAAAUAGUCUGCCUUUUUUCUGAAUAACUUAUACUGCUCCAUGGUCAGACCAUUGAAGCCCUCUUCAAAAUAUAGUAAAUUGAACUUAUUUUGACGUUUGAUUUCCUUAGAAGGUCAUGCUCUUCUUGUCAACUUAAAAUUGAAUCAAUGCAGAAGAUGAUACAGUCAAGACUCAACAAUCCAUGCUGUGUCUCGACCAAUGACUCAGUUGACUGCAUUUUAAAGACGAAGAUGUGCUUCCUGAGAGAUACCUUUUUUAUGUCUUACACCACACAAUAUAUGACGAGGCCUGGUAUUAGCAGUGAUAGUUGUUGAUGGUUCUCUUAAUCAUGUUAAUGUCACUGGGAAGGAAGUACCAUGCCACUUGUUGUCAGACUUUUAAAAGUUUUGGAAAGAACAGACUUCCCAUCUCAUUCCUUCUCAUUUCCUACUCGGGUUUUUUAAUUCAUUUAUUUUUUCACUUUGUUUCUUUGGGGUGGGUGGGUUAGCUAUUUAGUUUUCCUUGUUGCAGAACAGAGUAUACAAAGUGUCAAUAUUUCAUUGGAAAUUGAUGUAGAGAAGAUUUCUAAAGAGUUUCUGGAUCAGUUGGGCUGACAGAAGUCCACCCUUUCCGAAUAGUCUUAAAAUUUUUCAUUUUCCCUUUCAUUGGUAGUUGCUGAGGCCUUGCAUAGAGUUGCUCUGGCAGCUGGACCAAUGUCCCGCCACACUCUUAGAAAAAAAAGAGUUGACUUCCAUGAGUUUCAAAGGUUCAUUGAAUUCCACCAGUUUCCCUACAACAUCAAGAUCCGGACCCAAAUGACAUUUGGUGGGGAUAAACAACACUUUUUGGUGGGAGGACAGAAGUACAGGUCUAUAGUGACUACAUGAAUAGCUUUAGAGAGAACAUGUCUGAUUACUUAGAGACAUGACUGAUUACAGGCAUUGAAGUGGGGCUUGGUCCAGCAGGAGAACACAGAUAUCCCUCUUAUGCACAAAACCAAGGAUAGGUCUUUCCUGGCAUUGGAGAAUUUCAGUGAUGAGGGCCUCAAAUUCACUAAUCUUGGUGCAUCUGGUGCUACAUAAUUGAUUUUGUAGGGGUGACCAUAGGUUGUGGUUGGAGCACUUGGUCCAUCCUUGGGUUUAAGAGUGAUCUCCAUGCAAAGUUCUGUGGCAGCAAUUAUGGACUGGUUUGAUAUGCGGCCUCCCCCAUAUUCCUCUUCUUCAAUGUACUUGCCAUCUUCACUGACCUCUUCUACAAGGAUACCAUUCAAAGAAGGAGCUGGUUCAAGUUAAUUUGUCCAGGAACUGUCAUCAAUACUAUAGCACAACAACAAAUAACUUCAGUGUUUUAACUUUUUGCCACAUUGAUGUUAUAGGUAGCUGCAAUUGCUGAUGUGUCUGUGUACAACCAGAAGCUGAUUACCAACCUCUAAUUACUGUGUAUUUUUUUGGUUAAUUCAGAUUGGAUUUGCAAUCUGAAUAAGUGGUUUAUAAGUUUUAUUUAUUGAAA